GUAAAUAUAAAAAUUUAUAUAUCAUUAAUAGCUUUUAUACCUGCAUGUGUUUUCUUUUUAUGCGUAUUAACCUUUGUUAUCUAAAAGUUGUGUAUGGGCUCAUUUGACACACAUAUAUUGAAAGAAAGAGAAGGUGGCACCGCCUAUGUUGUAGGAUAUAAUCAAAUGUUUGAUGAACUAGGCAUAUACGGUAUACAAAAUGUUACCUUUCCUAGAAUGAUUCCAGAAUUGGAAUAUGAGUCAAUCAUUGAUAUUGCAUCUAGUAGCCUUCAUACGCUUGCAAUUAAUAGAUAUGGCCAAAUUUGGAGUUGGGGAUGUGGUGAAUUUGGAGCAUUAGGAAGGUCAGGUAUUGAGUCAUGUCCACGACCCAUUAUUCAUCCGUCAAUUCGACAUAUUAAAUUUAAAAAAGUAUCUUGUGGUAACUCUAUAUCAAUGGCAAUUACUACAAAGGGACAACUAUAUACAUGGGGGACUUUUAGAUCCAGUAAAGAUAUUUAUGGCUAUCUACCAAAUGUUUAUAUUCAAAAUCAUCCUCGUGUUCCCAAGUCAAUCGCAAAACUAAAUUUCAUAGAUAUUGCAUCAGGAGCAAGUCAUUGUGUUGCCCUUGACACGAAUGGACAUGUUUAUACAUGGGGCUGUAACGAAUUCUGUCAGUUAGGUCGUUCAACUACCACACCUACUGCAGAUGAAAAAGUUGAAAAACUUAAAAAUUUAACCCCUACACAGGUUCCUCUGUUAAAUGAUAUUGUUUCUAUUAGUUCUGGUGCCUUUCAUUCAUUAGCUUUAGAUCGAUUUGGACAGGUAUACGCUUGGGGAUUAAAUCAUUAUCAACAAUGUGGACUAGCAGAGAAGAAGAAGAUGGUGAAUGAAGGUAUGGAUGAUGAUCUUUAUCGAGCAGAACCUGAUAUCAUUGAAUUCCCAAGACAAAUUCCAUGCUUUAAAAAUAAGAAAACAAUUCAUCAUACCAGUAAUAAUCAAAUUUGUAUAGAUAAAAAUGAUAUAAAAAAGGAAACAAUGAAAGCUCCUUCAGUCAACACUACUACAAUAUCACUUAUUGAAGCUCUCAGAAAAAAAAUAGAGACAAUUAAUAUUAUGGAUCAACAGAAAACCACAGAAGAAAUAAAAAUAGAAGAGACAGACAUUAUGAGCAGCAAUGAAAAUUCGCUAACACAUACUCUUAUGCCAACCGUAAAAUCUAUAGCUACAGGAGAUUAUCACUCUAUUGCAUUAAUGAAUGAUAAUACAAUCGCUGUUUGGGGUUUCGGUGAAGAAGAUCAACUAGGCUUAGAAUUAGAUUCAAAUUUUCUAUACCCUGGUUCCUUUAAGCUUGGAGAUUCAGAUAAAGUAAAUGCAAUUGGCUGUCCUAUUAUUCAUCCAUGGCGUUGUAAGGAAAGGAUUACAAAGGUAGUAUGCGGUGCAAAUCAUUCAUUAGUAUUGUCUCAAGAAGGUCAUGUUUGGGGAUUCGGACGUUUAUGCUAUCAUCAAUCUAGCAUUUUGCAUAAAGAUAACAAUAUAGUGCCUACUCUAAUUGAUUCACUCACUUGUAAAGUCGUUAAUGCGUCUGCAGGUGAAACCUAUUCAAUUUUUAUUAUGGCUGAAGAUAUUGAUGUAUCUACCCUUUGAUUAAAAAAAAGUUUUUUUUUUUAUAUCAACUCAUUAGCAUAUUAUAUUUAUUUUUGUAGUAAAUAAAUUAGUAUCAACAUAUACACACAUCUUUUAUACACUUUAUUUACUAAUAUUAUU
This is a messenger RNA of Cokeromyces recurvatus, 1743 nucleotides long. RefSeq names its product regulator of chromosome condensation 1/beta-lactamase-inhibitor protein II. NCBI's taxonomy places the organism in Eukaryota, Fungi, Mucoromycota, Mucoromycetes, Mucorales, Mucoraceae. The record is from RefSeq and is a predicted model, not a curated record. The transcript is spliced from 6 exons. Bases 94 to 1623 code for a protein of 509 amino acids.